AACUUUUUGCGCACAGUUGAAACUUCAUCCCAUUCUUUCUUCUAUAUAACUUAAUGCCCCUUCUACACUCUUUGACUCAUUACACUCACAAAAAAAAACUAAACAAUGCCCAUGAUAUCUACGUCCACUCGUUCGUUUCUGCAAGUCCCACCGCCGCCGGUGAAUAUAUUUUCCUCCGGCGAUAAUCCUGUUUUAUCACCGUCUUCCGUCAGAUUCCGGCAGUCCGGUUACUUCACGACCGCCGCCGCGUCAACCUGUGCUUCCGUUGAAACCGAAUCUACCACGGCUUCAAGGUACUCGACGCUGCCUUCUAACCUUGUCCAUGCUUCUCCGGUGUCUUUUUACGAGAUUCUUGGGAUUCCGAUGGGCGCUACGAUCCAGGAGAUCAAGGCAGCUUACCGGCGAUUAGCUAGAGUUUGCCAUCCUGAUGUGGCGGCAAUUGAUCAGAAAGACUCGUCGGCGGACGAUUUCAUGAAGAUUCAUUCUGCCUAUUCUACUCUAUCGGAUCCGUACAAACGUGCCGAUUAUGACCGCCGCCUAUUCCGGAAACGCCGGAGCAUCAAUUUGUACUCCGGCGGUUGUUCUCCUUCAGCAAUGUCGGGAUUCACCGGCUAUACUCCCCGGAACUGGGAGACAGAUCAGUGCUGGUAGCUCUCUGCGUCCUCAGAUUCAGAAUUCGAAGCCUGUUGUGUAUAUUUCGUGAGGUGCAGUGGGAAAGAGAGAUUAAAAAAAAGGAAGAAACAAAAAAAGAGGAAAAAUUAGUUAGAAUUUCUCUGUUAAGUGUAUCUGAUUAGGGUUUCUAUGUUGUAUAUAACUGAAUACUAACAUGAAUUUCAUUUCUCAAAAUUCCAGUACUCUACAAA
Solanum dulcamara is the source of this 863-nucleotide messenger RNA. Its product is annotated as chaperone protein dnaJ 11, chloroplastic-like. The transcript has a single exon. Lineage: Eukaryota; Viridiplantae; Streptophyta; Magnoliopsida; Solanales; Solanaceae. The coding region runs from base 106 to 651 and encodes 181 amino acids. The record is from RefSeq and is a predicted model, not a curated record.